Limanda limanda (common dab) is the source of this 6253-nucleotide messenger RNA. Its product is annotated as plakophilin-3-like. Gene Ontology annotation, molecular function: cadherin binding. Gene Ontology annotation, cellular component: adherens junction; cytoplasm; nucleus. Lineage: Eukaryota; Metazoa; Chordata; Actinopteri; Pleuronectiformes; Pleuronectidae. The transcript is spliced from 13 exons. Gene Ontology annotation, biological process: cell-cell adhesion; cell-cell junction assembly. The record is from RefSeq and is a predicted model, not a curated record. Bases 194 to 2521 code for a protein of 775 amino acids.
ACAGCUGCUGGCCUCUGGCUGCUCCUCAGUCCAGCAGGUCCCGCCUCCUGCCUCCUGCCUCCAGACUGCGGGGCUGCUGCCAUUUCACAGCGGACACACACGAACACACACCAGAGCCUGUUGCUGGACGAACGUCUCCCGCUGCAGGAGCUUCUUUCCCCUCUCUCCUGGGUGCAGAAGUUGACUUGUGAGGAUGAGUGUCGCGGUGGCGGAGGGCUGCUUUAUGUCCGCCCUGCAGCCCAACUCCUCCUGCACCGCUUACAUGAUUCCCUCGGACGGACCGUGCCCGGACCCGGUGGCCAAGGCUCGGAGGGUCCAGGAGCAGGUCCGGAUGAGACUGGCCGAGAAGAGGUCCUCCUCCAUGACCAGACUGGACGACUCUCUGGCCGCAUCAACAGAUUACAGCUUUCCUGAGACAAAGAGCUUAGCACAUGCCCUUGGUUUCAGCUCCAGAUCCAUGACACACACACCCAGCCGCAUCAUGGCCGUUCCCACAGGUCCCCUUCCCUCCUCUGGUUUAUCUUCUCGCUCUGCUAUGGAGACGAGUUCCAGGUUGAGCCACAGAGGAAGCAGCAUGGUACAGAGCAACUUCCAGACUGUGCAGGCACACAACAGAAGCAUGCAGUCCAAGUCAAUGUGUCAGGCUGACCAGGAGAGGGUACCUCUCACUGUGGUGGUUCCUCCAGAGACUGCCUUUUUCCCAGUCUCUGUGGAUCCCCCACACAGCCAAAGCCUCAGUAGAAUAUUAGCCCAAGAAAGGCGCCACUGGCCGGAGGAGCCGCCGCAUCAGUCCUCCUACAAAGGCCCCUCCCACCGCACCAUCAGCCGCAUCACUAACCGGCAGCAGCACAACCAGCAGCAGGGCUAUGCCUUUGAGAGGGAGGGCUGGUUGGGGUCUGGCAGGGGAGUCCCCAUGGCAGGGGACGGCUGGGGAACACAGUGGCAGCAGCAUGUGUCCCGGACCAACCAUGUGACGGGUGCAGGGCAGUACCAAGCCCCCCUGAAACGGACUGCCUCGGUCCACAGUGUGAGGAGCGUUGGGAAAGGAGUGGAUGUCUUGGAUGGAGUAUCAAUACACAGCAACGACCCCCUGGCAGAGAUACAAAGUCUGGACAUGGCAACAGCUGUCAGAUAUCUGUCUGAAUCAGACACGACCCUGCAAAUUCUGGGAGCUGCAUACAUACAACACCAGUGCUACCAUAGCAACGAUGCAAAGAACCAGGUGCGUGCGCUGUAUGGCAUUCCAGCUCUGGUUCAGCUUUUCACCAGCGACAACCAGGAAGUGCAGCGUUACACCACGGGCGCCACACGGAACCUCAUCUACGAGAACUCUGACAACAAGGUGGCACUGAUAGAUGCCGGUGGUUUAACCCAUCUCGUCAGCAUCCUUCGCCAACCUGACGAGGAGCUUCAAAAGAUCAUAACAGGCGUCCUGUGGAAUCUGUCCUCCAGAGACAACCUGAAGCAGAAGCUGUCUAAAGAAGCUUUAUCAGAGCUGACAGAUAAAGUGCUGAUUCCUCUGUGCAGCAGUCUGCCACUGAGUCCAUCUGAGAGAGACAUCUUCUACAACACCACCGGCUGCCUCAGGAACUUGAGCUCAGUGAAUGAGAGGACUAGACAGAAGAUGAGAGACAUGCAAGGUCUGGUGGACUCUCUGGUGUCCUACAUCACACAGGACGACAUGACUGAGGACAAGGGUUUGGAGAAUUCCCUGUGUGUGAUGAGGAAUCUGUCCUACCAGCUGUACACGGAGCUUCCUUCAUCAGUGCGACUCCGCCUGGAGGGCCGAUCGAGAGCUUCUGCCUCCCGGGACAUUGACACCAUAGGUUGCUUUAGUAUGUACAACAAAAAAAACUCACAGCGUAACCAGAACCUAACCAUACUGUCGGAGGUGUCCCGACAACCUAAAGGGGCUGAGUGGCUGUGGCACCCAAAUGUGGUGGAGAUGUACAAGGGUGUUCUACAAAACAGGGACAUCAGCUCCACCAGCCGUGAGGCUGCCAUAGGAGCCCUGCAAAAUAUCACCACAGGAGAGGCCUGGUGGUCAUCAGUGCUGAGUGGUGUGGUGAUGGAGCAGGAGAGGAUGCUGCCCAUCCUGCUGGAUCUGUUAGACACCAACAGUGAGACGGAGCUGAGACCUUUGACUGGCCUGCUGAAAAAUCUGGCCGCACACUCUGCCAACAAAGACCACAUGGCUAAGAACAUGGUGAAUGCUCUUGUGUCCAAGUUGCCAUGUGAUGGUCUGCAGAAAAACCCGUCCAGUGAGGUGGUGUCCAAUAUGUGUGUAGCACUCAAUCACCUGGUCACCUGCAGUUCUAUAGCAGCACGAGACAUCUCCUACUUCAACGGCCUUCCCAAACUGGUGGGCAUUAAGACCUUCCAUGAUAACAGCCCUGGGAGUAUAAAAACUGCCAAAGCAGCCUCAACUGUGCUCUACAAUAUGUUCCAGUACAACAAGCUGCACAAAGACUACAAACAGAAAGGAUUUACCAGACAGGACUUCACAGAUGCCAUCAUCUAGAUUGCCACAUGUAACAUGCUUCUUUCUGAGCUUUUGACCUCUGGAUCACAGCUGCUGAGAGGAAAAGAAGAGAAACAGCUUGAAUUAGCUGUUCAUGGAACUGUGACUGACAUACAGGAUGAGAAAAAAGCCAAUGGAAGGAUGGACUUUAGGUGUGCCCUCAUUUACGUGGUUCGCCCCCCCAAAUAUAUGUGUGUGUGUGUGUGUGUGUUAGGGUUUGACUGGGUUUUGAGAUUGGUGGUGCUGAUUGCUGACAUCAGUUUUAAAAACACAUAUAAAAUAAAGCAUAUUUUCACUCAGAGGAAAUGCCAGGUGCAAACAAACACCCCAAACCAGAAAUUAUAUACAUGGACAUUUAUUUUUGUAUCAUUAAGAGUAAAUGUGUAAGAUGUUUUGGAUCAAACGUUCAAAAAGGUUUCUAAGAUUUACAACAGAAAGUGUUUUUGACACUGUGUCAAAGAAAUAUUUUAAGUUAGCAUGCUAACCAGAUAGCCUUGGCUCGUCCUGUCACUGUCUCCCUAAAACCACUUCAUACCUCUAGAGGUGACAGUGAUUCAGUCUUCACUCAGUCCAACACGAGAAGAUGAAAGGUAAUAGCUGUGAGAAGGAGCCGUUUACUCUCAGCACCCAUUCAAUUACAAAUCCAUUCAAGUUCACUAACAAGUUAGCAAGUGCCCUAUACUGAGGUCAGAUUUCUUAAUGCAGAUAUUAGAUCUCAUUGGCUUGUAAGCCAAAACAACAGCCCAGAAGGAUUUGUCCCAAUGUGUUUGAUGGCCAGUCUGACCAUCACAAAGAAGAACGCACCUAAGGGCUUUUUAUUUUAUUUUAACAGCAUAAUAUACUGCCCCCUCCUUGUUUGGAGUAUUCAUUUCACUCAAGGACAAGACUGAGAGAAUGGAUUUUCUUUAAAUAUCAAUUGAUUUGAAUGUGUAUAAUUAAGCACUGCAUCACUAGCAUUAACAGAAAACAGAAAAUAUAUUUACAGAACAGUAAAAGUUUAUGCAGUGUGUUGUCAACAUAUGGAUGUUAGAUUCUAAUAAUUAUCCUGGUCCUGCCCUGGUCAUCAUUUUACUUUUUCAGGGCUAAUGACCAAACAUCUGCAGAACUAAUACAUUUUUAUCAGACUAGAGCUAUUUAGGAUCAACUAUAUCAGUACAUUUUCAAAGAGGGCUCACCAUGUCACUGAGUGAAUCAGUAGCUUUUUACAGUGGAGCUCUCCUCAUUGGUGUCUAAGAACAUUUAUCAGCUGGGCUGUGAUUUACAGUUACUUUCUUGUUAAAAAUAGCUUUAGAGAUUAACAGAAACAAUAAUAACCUGAUGGAAACAGUCGGCUGCCGAGAAAGUGCCCUUAUGUACAGUGAUUGUACUGUAUAGACUACUUUUAUACUGACCUGAAUAUCAGAGUUUGGUUUAGCAGCAGACUGAACGCACUUCUGAUUAGGGUUGCAAAGGGGUGGAAAGUUUCCGGUAAAUUUCCGGAAACUUUCCGCGGGAAUAUUAAGCACGGGAAUUUGGGGAAUUUUGAAAAAAAAAAAAAACUAUGCAAAUUAAACGCUGAGCAAUAAAAACAUCAUUCAAAACUCUAUUUUAAAGAUGUAUGGAAUGCAGCACAAGCUGCAUGUUGAAUUUCAACCCUCCACUGUGCAUUCUUCCAUCACAUGCACAGAUAAUUCCCAGCAUCCUUCACUCUACAGCAGGGCUACUGAGGCCUUCUGUAGUGUGCAGGACUAGUCAGGUAAGUUUGAUAUUACUGGGGAAAAUAUGUUAGCAUGCUGAUUGAGGAUUGUUCAUCUGUUCAUCUAGCCUAUUUCCAUUAUAAUUUAUCCUUCAAUUGUAAAAUAUUUUUACAGACUAUUCCAAUUGUUUGGCUAACUAUUUAUAUCUCUGGCAUUGCAUGAGUAUUUUUUUACAAACUUUUUUCUCAUCUUAUUCUAAAGAACAAUGCCACGUGCACUAUCUCAUGUGUGGAGACAUUUCACCUCAUCCAAUGUAGAAGGAAAGGCUGUAUACAUUUGCAAAUACUGUGCAAAGACCUAUGUUAAGAAUGACACAACGAUGCAGAAGCAUAUAGUCAAGUGCCCAAAGUUUCCUUUAGGGCUCAAAUCAGCCUAUGACACAACAAAAUGUUUAUAUUUAUGUCUGUAUAUGACAAAGUAAAUACAGUUAGUAUAAAUUACCCACAACAUUUCCAGUUAAUUCCCGUUAAUUCCCGUAUAUUCCUGUAUAUUCCCGUUAAUUCCCGUUAAUUCCCAUGGAAAGUUUCCAACUUUGAAAAUUCCCGGAAUUUUGCAACCCUACUUCUGAUACAGUCGGAAUUCACUGAAUCUUUGUGGGAUGGAUUCUUUUGCUGUUGUACACACUGCAGGAGUCAUUAGAGAAAACGUGAACUUCUUGUGACUGACAUAAUUUCCACCCCUACAUCUCAGCUGUACUUUGCCUUAAUGAGCUGAUCUUACCUCGCCAACAUGCUAAACUUAGAUAAUUGACAGAAACAUUUGAUAAAUAGCAACUAAAUGAACUCACCAUUGGUGUGUUGUGCAUUAUACAGAUAGGAUGCUGCACUUUGUUAAGCCUUAUGAGGUAAAUUGUGAUUUAUGAAAAUGGGCUAUACAAGAUUUGACUCAUUGGUUGAUUGAUUGAUUGAAACAUCCCAGGAUUAUUCACAAUGUGCAAAUGUCCACAAAAUGCAGCUUGACAAGCGUCAGCCUUCUGUCACGAGACACUUCCACGAAAAUGAGGGUAGUAUGUACAGAAUGCUGCUCUGAGAUGGAAGGCCUGCACUUCAGUGUCACUCUAAUUGGUGUCUACUUUUAGCUUCAAUGAAUUAAGCACUUGCCUUACUAGUACCCAUAGCACAUCAGAUAUCAUGGCUGUUGGUCGUUAUUAUUAUAACUAUCUAUUCUAGCCAGUAGGACAGACAGUGAUGGGUGAACAAAGUCACAGCAGGGAGGAGAGAUGGGCUGGUGGAGAAUUCAAAGAGCAAACAAGAGGAUUUCUGUGGAAGGAGUGUGGGAGGGUGUGGACGAUGCUGCAGACCUGAAGAAGCCUUACAACUAGCAAGGAGGAAGGACGGGCCCAUACUGACUGAGGAAAUGAAAAACCUGGAUCUCCAGUGGGAUAAAGGGAAGGAAUGGACUUAAACACAAAGAUCACCAUACACGAGUGAAUGUUAGAGCGUCAUUAGACUGCUGAUAGUUGUUCUCGUGAAUUUCUUACAUCCAUUCUCUUCCCCUCAGACAAGCUGCACUGAGUAGAUGUGGAUAGUAAAGUAGAAUAGAGAGAACAGGGUUGUUUGGUGUGAAUACGCAACAUGUUUCAAUUUCCGCUACUGUCGCUUUUUAAAUUGUAUCUAUUGUCUACAUUAUCUACAUAUGCCGCCUUGUUUACUGGUCAUAUGCUGUUAUUAGUCUCUACGCUAAUUUACCAGCUGUCUUAUUGGAGAAAGUAACCUUUUAGAGUUUUGAAUAUUCACUUCAGUUUUUCAGAACAAUACAUUUUAUGGAACUUUGCUCCAGUGUAUUUGUAGAUGCGAGGAUCAUCCCUUGACUGUUGAGAGCAGAGGCUUAUCUCAACAAGCCUUUUGGGGAUUUACGGCUGGCUUUAUUGUCUGUAGCGUUUCCUUUUGGAUCAUCAAAUUUGGGCUCAGAGUUGAAAUAUUUUUGUUGCUGCCAAUUUGUCUGAAGGUAAAGCUGAAUACCUAAUAAAUAAAUGUUUGAUUAGACAGUUUAACAA